AUGGAUUCCAUCCCGAUACCUCCGUUAUUUGAUAGUGAUGCAUUCAAGGUUGAACAACUGCUCACCAACCACGUGCUCACGGCAGAUCCUCGAACGCUGCUCGCACUAACACUAGUCGCUUUUGCCAGUGCAAUUCAAGUGGUUAUAUUCGCGAUUAUUUGUGUAUUUUACGACGGAUGUCCAUAUUACGUCGGAAUUAUUAUAGGAAUUCUCUUACUGCUUAAUGCUACAGUAAUAUUUAUUUUUUGCAAAUGUCGGCCGACAAGAGGAUGGCUAGUAGCUAGCUGCGUGGCCGCCUCCUUAUCAUUCGUGCAAAGUGUGUCGUUGUUCUUCUGGACGGCGUACCUCGUCAACAACGAGGAUAAGUAUCUCGAGCGAAUCGGAGCGAAUGAGAAUCGGAUCGUGACAAGCACACGAAUCGCCAUGUACUCAUUACAAAUGAUAUUCUCCCCAAUUCAU
This is a messenger RNA of Ostertagia ostertagi, 459 nucleotides long. The record is from the annotation of a GenBank genome assembly. NCBI's taxonomy places the organism in Eukaryota, Metazoa, Nematoda, Chromadorea, Rhabditida, Trichostrongylidae.